Columba livia (rock pigeon) is the source of this 4029-nucleotide messenger RNA. It is a transcript of the gene PHF14, whose product is annotated as PHD finger protein 14. NCBI's taxonomy places the organism in Eukaryota, Metazoa, Chordata, Aves, Columbiformes, Columbidae. Gene Ontology annotation, biological process: regulation of transcription by RNA polymerase II. The transcript has 17 exons. Bases 37 to 2751 code for a protein of 904 amino acids. The record is from RefSeq and is a predicted model, not a curated record.
UUCACCUGCCUGCGCGCAGGCGCGCUCUCAAGGCGCAUGCGCCGCAGGGCUGGCGACGGGCAGGUGCGCAGGCGCAGCAGCGGGAGCGGCCGCCGCGGGCGGGCAGGCGCGGGUCUGCAUCCGGGUCGCCGCCGUGCCCAUUGUCUGGGGAAGGGGCCCGGCGGCUCCGCGGCACCGCAUCCCAGCGCCCCUGCCCGCCCGCUGCUCCCCUGCGCAGGCUUUAUGGACCGCAGUUCGAAGAGGAGACAAGUGAAGCCUUUGGCAGCUUCGCUGCUGGAAGCUUUAGAUUAUGAUAGCUCUGAUGACAGUGAUUUUAAAGUUGGAGAUGCUUCAGAUUCUGAAGGAAGUGGUCAUGGGAGUGAAGAUGCAUCAAAGGACAGUGGUGAAGGUUCCUGUACUGAAUCAGAAGAAAAUAUCUUGGAGGAGGAAGCAGCUGAAGAGAAAGUAGAAGAACAACAGCCAAAAAGCUCCACUGAAGAAGAAGUGCCAACAGCAGACAAAGAGGUAAUUAAAACUGAAAAGAAAGAGCAAGAAGACGAAGAAGAAAAGCCAAAAAAGAAGAAAGAGAAAGAGAAGGCAGCUGAAAUUGAGGCCGUGGCUGAUGAGCAAACAAAUGAACCAAAAAAAUGGAAUUUGCGGAGGAACCGACCUUUGCUGGAUUUUGUAUCAAUGGAAGAACUAAAUGAUAUGGAUGACUAUGAUAGCGAAGAUGACAACGACUGGCGGCCCACUGCUGAGAAAAAAAAAGGAAAAAAUGCAUUGCGAAAAGAGGGGAGUGAUGGAGAUAACGAGGAUGAUGAAGAUGAUGGGAGCGGCAGUGAUGAGGAUGACAAUGAUGAGGAAGGUAAUGAAGAAGAUAAUAGCAGCACAGCUAGUGAUGGAGGAUCCAAGAAGAAGAAGAGUAAAGUUCUUAACAGGAAUAAUGCAGAUGAUGAGGAAUUGACAAAUGAUAGCCUGGCUCUUUCACAAAGCAAGAGUAAUGAGGACUCUUUGAUCCUUGAGAAGUCUCAAAAUUGGAGUUCCCAGAAAAUGGACCAUAUUUUGAUUUGUUGCGUUUGUCUUGGAGAUAACAGUGAAGAUGCUGAUGAAAUAAUCCAGUGUGACAACUGUGGAAUAACAGUUCAUGAAGGUUGCUAUGGUGUUGAUGGAGAGAGUGACUCAAUCAUGAGCUCAGCUUCAGAAAAUUCCACGGAGCCUUGGUUUUGUGAUGCAUGCAAAUGUGGUGUCACACCUAGCUGUGAACUGUGUCCUAACCAGGAUGGGAUCUUCAAGGAGACUGAUGCAGGCAGGUGGGUACAUAUUGUUUGUGCCCUCUAUGUUCCAGGAGUGGCAUUUGGAGAUAUUGACAAACUGCGUCCAGUAACACUUACAGAAAUGAAUUAUUCAAAGUAUGGUGCCAAGGAAUGCAGUUUUUGCGAAGAUCCCCGUUUUGCCAGAACUGGUGUAUGCAUUAGCUGUGAUGCUGGGAUGUGCAGAGCCUAUUUCCAUGUGACGUGCGCUCAGAAGGAAGGCCUCCUCUCAGAAGCAGCAGCAGAAGAGGAUAUAGCUGACCCUUUUUUUGCUUAUUGUAAACAGCAUGCGGACAGGUUAGACAGAAAAUGGAAGCGGAAGAAUUACUUGGCAUUACAAUCUUACUGUAAAAUGUCCUUGCAGGAAAGAGAAAAACAGCUCUCACCAGAAGCUCAGGCUCGAAUCAACGCCAGGCUGCAGCAGUAUCGUGCCAAGGCAGAGCUGGCCCGCACCACCAGGCCUCAGGCCUGGGUUCCCAGGGAGAAGCUGCCGCGGCCACUUACUAGCAGUGCUUCAGCCAUACGCAAGCUUAUGCGCAAAGCUGAAUUAAUGGGAAUUAGUACAGACAUUUUUCCAGUGGACACUUCAGAUACUAGUUCCAGUGUUGAUGGAAGAAGAAAACAUAAACAACCAGCUCUCACAGCUGAUUUUGUGAAUUAUUACCUUGAGAGAAAUAUGCGCAUGAUUCAGAUCCAGGAGAAUAUGGCUGAACAGAAGAAUAUCAAGGAUAAAUUAGAAAAUGAGCAAGAAAAGCUUCAUGUCGAGUAUAAUAAGCUAUGUGAAUCUUUGGAAGAGCUACAAAAUAUGAAUGGAAAACUGCGAAAUGAAGGGCAAGGCAUUUGGGCUCUGCUGGGCAGAAUCAUUGGACAGAAGUUGAACAUACCAGCAAUUUUACGUGCUCCUAAGGAAAGGAAACCAAGUAAAAAGGAAGGAGGAACACAAAAGACAUCUACACUUCCGGCCGUACUUUACAGUUGUGGAAUUUGCAAGAAGAACCAUGAUCAACACCUACUGCUACUGUGCGAUACUUGUAAACUCCAUUAUCAUCUUGGUUGCCUGGAUCCACCUCUUACAAGGAUGCCAAGGAAGACCAAGAACAGUUACUGGCAAUGCUCAGAGUGUGACCAGGCAGGUAGCAGUGACAUGGAGGCUGAUAUCGCCAUGGAAACCUUACCAGAUGGGACCAAAAGAUCACGGAGGCAGAUUAAGGAACCAGUGAAAUUUGUUCCUCAGGAUGUGCCACCAGAGCCGAAGAAAAUUCCAAUCAGAAACACGAGAACUAGAGGACGAAAACGAAGCUUUGUGCCUGAAGAAGAGAAACCUGAGGAACGGAUUCCCAGAGAAAGAAGACAACGGCAGUCUGUUCUACAAAAGAAGCCCAAGUCAGAGGACUUAAGGACUGAAUGUGCUACGUGCAAAGGGACUGGAGACAAUGAAAAUUUAGUCAGAUUCCCUUCAUGAGACACAACUCUGCCACAACUCAUCCUCGGAGGCAAUCGUGGAAGCCUUUUAUAAUAUGAUUUUUAGAUGUGGAUAAAGCUCUCAAUAGAGUACCUAAAGUAAAGGAGAACAGCUACCUUGUCUCUACUAUAAGCUUAUUAUGACAAAAAGUUGAGUUUGCUUGUCAGGCUUGGAUAGACUGUAAUUGAUUGGUUUGUUAUUUGGACUGACAAGGUAGUUAAUUUACCUGCAAUUUUUUGCACUAAUCAGGAACAUUUCGUAUGUGCAUUGUUGAAAAAUCCUGGAUAAAUGUCUUGUCAGAAUUGUCCUAUUAAGUAAUGUCUUUUUCCCCUGUGCUUCAUUGGCAAAUGAUGUUAUACAAUGCUUGGAUUCACUGAAGAGUGACAGAAGCCUGUGGGACUUAAAUAUUGUGCGUUCCUCUAUGGUGAUACUGAAAGAAAUGAGCAACGGUUUGCAAUUCGCCUGCCGCUCUACUUAUAUGCAGUUUAAUAAGAACAUUUCUAUAUAGAACACCGUGUUGUACAUAGACCUUACUGUAAAAAAGAAAUGUUCACUAAUAAUGAGACCUGUAAAACACUUGGCACUUACUAUCCUGAAGGAAUAGAUUUGCCACGGAAAAAUUGAUUUUAUGCUUAUUAGUAUGAACUAAUUGUUUCUGACUUCAGACAUUCAAGUGAAUAGAACUAUACCUAUAUUGCUUUCUGAAAUAUUUUUAAGAAAAAGAAAAGUUUGAGUAUAUGCAGACUCUUGUUUUAUUUGGCUUACUUCUCUUACUUCUCAGUGUUCAGGACAAGUUUAUCUCCUCACAAUACAAGUAUGAAAUUGUUAUGUAUAAUAAGUUGGGGAAGGAAUGAAGAACUGAUCACACAGCAUGACAGCUGAGAUCUUCAUCUUCGUCCACAUAUAUCCCGGUAGAUGCAGACAUAUUAUGUUGAUCUACAAAAUGGUACUGAUCCAGUUCUUAAAUCUACAGUAGCAGUGUGGUGGCAUCUUCAUCGUUUUCAUCUUGAACUUGCUCGGAAAAAUUCUGCUUAAAUUAAAUCACACUUGUAACUUUAUGACAUAUAAUCUUUGGAUUUCCUGAGAUAUGGUGGUUUUUGUCAUCUAUCAAGGCACAUUUUUAUUUGAAAAUAUUUUUUAAACAUAAGAAAGAAAUUAAAUGCUGUAAUAAGUAAUAGGAGAAAUAUACAAAUUUCUGUAUCCUUAUCUGCAAGUCAUAUCUUACCAGGGCAUUUCGUGUCUGGAUAUUAUAUUAAAUAAAAUUAACCUGAUGUCUAA